GACAAGGCAAAGACUCCUAUCAGAAACCCACUAUCCGUGUUUUGAUUAUUAGUGAUACUUUUGCAGCAUAGACAAUGCUCCAGCGAAGAUUAACUCAAAUUAUAAGGAGACAGCUGAGCAGUCGACCUGUUGUUGAGUCAAAUCAGAAUUUCCCAAAGCCUUUUAAGUUGGAGAAAGGAAAGAAAUAUAAAUGGUGCACGUGUGGUCACAGUGAGAUACAGCCUAUGUGUGAUGGUUCCCAUCGUAAAUCUGGGUACAUCCCAGUUAGAUUCACGGCUGAGAAAACAGAGACUGCACUAUUGUGUUGCUGUAAGAACACCAGUAACCCUCCAUAUUGCGAUAUGACUCACUUUAAGAUCCUAAGAGGAAAUCUCCUGAAGAACUUUACAUCCCCUAAAAUAGCUACACCCACUGAUAAACCUCUUGUUGCUGCCAGAUUACCGAGUUUUCAAAAGUUGGAAGAACGUAAGACAUACAUGUGGUGUGCCUGUGGAGCCAGCAAGACCCAGCCUUUCUGUGACAACUCACAUGCUUGUAGUUCAAUGAAACCACUAGCUUUUACACCAGAAAAAACCAAACCCAGGUGGUUGUGUCAGUGCAAGCAGACUAAGGAUGCCCCUUACUGUGACGGGACACACCUGGAUGUGGAGAUACAGACUGCGGUUGAGGGACAACCUUUGUAGCUCAAAUGUUGACACUACUUUGGUUGUGCUACUCAUCAACUGUUUUAUUUAAUACUCAUAGCCAUGAUUGGACUGGAUGGUUAUGUGUUGUUGUGGGAUUUUAUAAUUGUUCAUUUUUGGACGGAUUUGUACCUUAAGGAAACGUGACCCUUUGUUAAGGUGGUAGUGGAAGUUAAACUUUUAAUUUAUUAAAAUAUUAAAAGAGAUUUAUUACAUGAUACAUUGUGUGUAUCACAUUUACAUGUUUGUUUUUGGAUCGUAAAGCACUUCUUUUGGAGUUGCAGUGACUUUGUAAAUAAUAGUUGAUAAUCAGUCUGUACCACUGUACUAUCAGAUAAGUUAAUAUAAUUUAUAAUAUUAGUAAGAUGCCAAACACUGUGUGCUGCAUUGAAUUUGAUUGAAAUUGUUGUGUGAUUGUUCACACAUUAUUGUGUGAUUGUUCACAUUUUCACACCCUCAGAAUAAAAGUAAAGUUUUACAGUUUUAGGAAUAUUUAUCAGUUUUCACAGUAUUACUAAUUUAUUUCCCAUACAUAUCAUGCAACUUACUCCAGAGUAACAUUACUA
Bolinopsis microptera is the source of this 1249-nucleotide messenger RNA. RefSeq lists its product as uncharacterized. Bases 75 to 683 code for a protein of 202 amino acids. Gene Ontology annotation, molecular function: 2 iron, 2 sulfur cluster binding. The record is from RefSeq and is a predicted model, not a curated record. Lineage: Eukaryota; Metazoa; Ctenophora; Tentaculata; Lobata; Bolinopsidae. Gene Ontology annotation, cellular component: mitochondrion. The transcript is spliced from 5 exons.